Molecule: messenger RNA, 402 nt
Organism: Fusarium proliferatum ET1
Lineage: Eukaryota; Fungi; Ascomycota; Sordariomycetes; Hypocreales; Nectriaceae
Exons: 2
Coding region: 1-402 (133 amino acids)
Source: RefSeq, a predicted model, not a curated record
AUGACAGACCUCGAUGACGCAAACAUUUCGGUGCGCUUCAAGCAUGGCAUCCAUACGAUCUACCUCUUCAUCGACGCCCUUGCCCCCUUCUCCAGUGCCGCCGCUGAACUCCUCAAUGUUCUGAAUGAACGAUACCCCGAUGGGCUUACCAAGUCAUUUGAUUCUUCCGAGAAGACUACCUACGAUGCAGACUCGACCCUUGCGUUUGGCGCAUUGAAGACGCCGAAUGACCCCUCGAGCGGAUGGGUCAAACUCAAGACGGGCGAUGGAGAGAAGACACCAACAGCGUUGGGACUGAAGAACAACAGUCUUCUUGCCUUUGCGGUGCUGAAUGAGGAGGGCGAUGAGCCGGAGUUUGAGGUGGAGUGGCCAAAGGAGGAUGAGGAGCUUUAUGAGGAAUAA